Messenger RNA from Paraphaeosphaeria sporulosa, 714 nucleotides. RefSeq lists its product as uncharacterized. The record is from RefSeq and is a predicted model, not a curated record. The transcript is spliced from 2 exons. The coding region runs from base 118 to 714 and encodes 198 amino acids. NCBI's taxonomy places the organism in Eukaryota, Fungi, Ascomycota, Dothideomycetes, Pleosporales, Didymosphaeriaceae.
AGUAUGUUGACAUGUGUGAAUCUCCGUAAAAGUAUCGCUGAGUCCUUUCCGCCGAACAGUUACUCGGACCGCCCUUGCUAGAUCGCAGCUUCCUCAUCUCACUCGUUCAGAAUCAACAUGGUCUUCACCUUUGAUACCCUCCGCGAUUGGAAGAACAGUAUCUCCCAUAUGCAACGAAGCAAGAGGAAAGAGGACAGCAUCGCGGAUGUAAUGUUUACCAACAUGAUGCAACAUAACAAGGACUUCAGGUCCUUGGUCCCCAGUUACAUCGCGAAGAUGAACGCGGACAUAGACUUCAAAGCCGAUUCCAAGCGUUGUCGUAAUCCCAAAUCAUCUCGUCUUACUGCUGAGACGACAGAAAAAAAUGGGUUCGAUACGGCGGCCUCACAUAGCUCAGAAGACCAGAAAGAAAUCAAGGCGCUACCAAAGUUGACACCAAAAGGACUGCUAAACAAACUUGGAGGCUUGGAGCCGAAGGUCUCACAACGACUUGGUCGGAACAAGAGGGCAAUGACGUUCGAAGAUCAGGUGGUACCGCACCAUGGGCGGAAACGAACCCGAGAUCCCGAGGAUACGGCAAUGAAAGCGGAUGGUGCGGAAGAGAGGGAAGGACACAGGGCGAAGAAGAGGGUUAAGGGUAGGCCGGUGGCUACCCGCUACCGUAAUCGGGAUGGUGUGAGGGACCAGAGGGAACAGAAGGAACAGAAGUUUUGA